Messenger RNA from Ruditapes philippinarum (Manila clam), 3318 nucleotides. RefSeq lists its product as uncharacterized. Gene Ontology annotation, molecular function: nucleic acid binding. The record is from RefSeq and is a predicted model, not a curated record. NCBI's taxonomy places the organism in Eukaryota, Metazoa, Mollusca, Bivalvia, Venerida, Veneridae. Gene Ontology annotation, biological process: DNA integration. The transcript is spliced from 2 exons. The coding region runs from base 1 to 1992 and encodes 663 amino acids.
AUGGACUUUUUAACUCUGGAAGAAUCAAAAGGAGGAAUAUCAAACAUCUUAGUUAUAACAGAUCACUUCACCAAGUAUGCCUUAGCAAUUCCAACUCGUAACCAGACAGCAAAAACAACAGCUGAAACUUUAUUCAACAAUUUCAUUGUUCAUUAUGGUAUUCCGACCAGAUUACACUCAGACCAAGGAGCAAAUUUUGAGUCAGAUAUUAUUCAAGAACUCUGUCAUCUACUAAACACAAAGAAAAGUCGCACCACGAUAUACCAUCCUAUGGGAAAUUCCACGCCUGAGCGAUUUAAUAGAUCACUACUCAACAUGCUAGGAACACUCAAUGCAUCUCAGAAGCAAGACUGGAAGAAAUAUGUACCAUCACUAGUAUAUGCAUACAAUAGUACACCACAUGAGUCUACAAACGUUUCACCAUUUGAACUCAUGUUUGGUAGAAAACCUAAGCUUCCGAUAGACUCUAUGUUUGAACAAGUGACAGAAGAAGAAGAAACAACAAAAAGUGUAAACGAAUACAUAGAAGAUUUAAAGACAAGAAUGGCAUCAACAAGAGAAAUAGUAAAAGAAUUCAAUGACAAAGCUAGAGCUAAACAAAAAGAACAGUACGACAUCAAAGCUAAAGCAGCAAGAAUCAACAUUGGCGAUACAGUCUUGGUUAAAAUUUUAAGAUAUGAAGGGAAGCAUAAAAUAGCUGACAAAUUUGAAGAAGAAGUCUACGAAGUCAUUGACCAACCAAUACCAGAUGUCCCUGUAUUCAAGUUAAGAUCGGUAAAGUCCAAGAAGGAAAAAACUCUGCACAGAAAUCAUCUACAUCCUGUUAAUUAUAGGAAAAUAACAGAUGAUGCUGACACAGAGGAAUACACACAAGAGAAAGAAGAUCAUAGAGAGCAAUACAUACAAGAGAAAGGAGACAAAAAUAGAGUUAUAAGAGAAAAGAAAGAGAGAAAAGAGAAAGCCGACGUCGGAAAUGAUUCGGAGAAUGAAGCAGAGGAAGAGGAAUUUGUAUUACAUACAAAUGAUAGUGGGGACGCCCAUUUUCCUACUGUGAAACAUGUCUCUGGAGCAAGUGGAGAAAGUGAAGCAAGUGAAACAAGUGUAAUCAGUGGAACAAGUGGAAACAGUGAAGGAAGUAAUAGUAUUGAAUCAAGCGGAAAUAGUGUUCAUAGUGAGAACAGUGAACAAAUUGAAAUAAUAAAUCAAGAUGAAAUUCAUGAACAUGUUCAACCGGAGUCAGAUAUAAAUGAUGACGAAACAGUUAUUAUUGAUGACGACAUAGAAAUGAAUGAGGAAGAUAUUGCUCAUGAGCUUGGACAGGAAGAAGACAUCAAUAUGAUAGAUUCAGUGAAUACAAAUAUGGAUACAGGAACAAACAUUGAGGAGACAGAUAAAGCAGAAGGGACAGAGAAAACAAUAGAGGAGAUGCAUAUAACAACGGAAGAGACAGAUAUUACAACAGAAGAGACACAUGUAACAAACACAGAAGAGACACAUGUAACAAACACAGGAGAGACACAUAUAGUAGACACAGGAGAGACACAUGUAGUAGACACAGGAGAGACACAUAUAGUAGACACUGGAGAGACACAUAUAGUAGACACAGGAGAGACGCAUGUAGUAGACACAGGAGAGACACAUAUAGUAGACACUGGAGAGACACAUAUAGUAGACACAGGAGAGACACAUGUAAUAGACACAGGAGAGACACAUAUAACAACAGACGAGACAGAUUUAGUCACAGUACAGACAAAUCAAAAUAAAGGUGCAGAAUGUACACCAGAGGUACCUGCAGCACCUAAACCAGCACCAAGAAGGUCUACUAGAGAUAAGAAGCCUCCAUCAAAAUAUGAAGACUACUAUAUGAAUGCUGUGGUACCAAGACCAUAUGAUUCUAAAAUACAAGCUGUGGAUGUUUUGAUGAAAUCUGGUAUUUUAAAUCAAGUGGACACAGCCGUUGCUCAUAAACUACUAGAAGCCAUCAUGAAAUGAUUUGAAUUGAAUUGUUGUAUUACUUCAUUGUAUUGAAAUGUUAUAACAUUUAAUUCUGAUUUUAUGUAUUUUAAAAUGAAAACCAUUGUUUUAAUGUAUAUUAAUGUCUUCAUUAUAAAAAAGAGGGGAGGAGAGAUAUAUAAUAGUUAAACAUGGAACAUGAUUAACUAUAAUAUAAAUAAAUAUACAAACAAAUAAACAUUAAAAGUAUUGAAUGUUACUUAAUAUCUGAUUAUGUCAGAUAUUAAAUGCUACAUAAUGUUAUACAAACAAGUAAACAUUAAAGUAAUGAGUGUCACUUGAUAUCUGAUUAUUUCAGAUAUUAAAUGCUUAUGACAAUAAUGUUAUAAUGUAUAUAUAACUAUACAUUUGUAAAAUAGAAAGGUAAUUGUAAUGUAACAAUUAUUGUGUAACACACUGACAGAUUUUUUCGAGAUAAAAACUUUCUUUGUAUGUUUAUUAUUGUUUGUAAAUUUAAAAGAAAGACCAGACUGAAGACUGAAGACAUUUAUGACCAAUGACGGGACGUCAUUUUUUCAGACCAGGGAAGUAUGUAACAGGGUCUUAUUUUUAGGAUCAGGUCCAAGGGACAAUACUCUUGCUUUACUGUUGGAUUUUAUAAUUUAGCAAAGGGAGACAAAUCCGUCGGUCUUGUCUGAUACUUUUCAAGGGAGACUACUCUAUUGGUUUUAACUGAUUUUAUCUUAUGUUUACAUUGGUCAGUAUUCUAAGAAUUCAAAUGAUUGGUUCACGGAUCGUUGGUUUUAAGUUAUUUUUAUGUCAUGUGACUUAUUGGUGGGAAAAAGUCAUUGUGUCUUUGUUAUGUUGUAAAAGAGAGGUCAGAAGAAUUAGUGUUUGUGGUCAAGUUCUUUAUUUCCUAAGUUGGUAUGUAUUUAUCCUGACUGCUGCUAAAUGCUUUAUUGUAAAUAUGUAGAAUUGCAUUAUUGUGAUUCUGUUGUAUUUUGGAUCAGUCCAUUGAUUGUGAAAUUUGUAAAUAAGUAUGAGUUUCAGAAUGACAUGUAUCUAUCAAAUCACCUUUCAUCUUUUAUUCACUAUUAAUAUUUAACCUUGCAGUUAACAGUCACUGGUGUGAAAGUAAGAGAAGGUAUUAGUUAUAGAUUGAUGUACUACACUCAUCCCUCAGAUGAGUGUUGUUGGUUUGUACCUUAACUUGAUGUAACCACCAUACAGUAAUUGAAGAAUGGAUUGGAAUAUAUAAAUGAUAUAACUGUAAAGCUGUUUGUUGAAAUGAUUUAAUAAUCCCGAACUUACUUGACCCUCAGGGGCUCGGAUAGUUAUAUUUUAAAUUGCGCCGAACCACCCCUA